This is a messenger RNA of Lentinula edodes (shiitake mushroom), 2123 nucleotides long. Its product is annotated as FAD binding domain-containing protein. The record is from RefSeq and is a predicted model, not a curated record. Gene Ontology annotation, molecular function: electron transfer activity; succinate dehydrogenase (quinone) activity; flavin adenine dinucleotide binding. NCBI's taxonomy places the organism in Eukaryota, Fungi, Basidiomycota, Agaricomycetes, Agaricales, Omphalotaceae. The transcript has 13 exons. Gene Ontology annotation, biological process: tricarboxylic acid cycle; mitochondrial electron transport, succinate to ubiquinone. The coding region runs from base 107 to 2026 and encodes 639 amino acids.
CGGCAUUCCAUUACCCAAAUGACCGGCUUGUGAUUGGUUGGCAGAACAUCGGGAUAGCUCGGCCUCGGGUUCAUAUAUCCUUUCUCUCAACGUCGACCUCUCGAGCAUGUUCCGCAAGGCUCUUCCGAGAGUCAUAUCCCGCUCUCGACGCUCUCUUCAUUCUUCUUUGCCUGCUCAGAAGGUCGUUUCUACAAAUCCUGUCAAAGCUCAAGAAGUCCCGUCAUGGACAUCUGGAAAAUAUCCUUUAAUUGAGCAUGAAUAUGAUGCUAUUGUUGUUGGUGCGGGAGGAGCUGGGUUGCGAGCAGCGUUCGGUUUAGCAGAAGCUGGCUUCAAUACCGCCUGUAUCACCAAGUUGUUUCCUACUAGGAGUCACACUGUUGCUGCGCAGGGAGGGAUCAAUGCAGCCCUUGGAAAUAUGACUGAAGAUGAUUGGAGAUGGCAUAUGUACGACACGGUCAAAGGAUCUGACUGGCUGGGUGACCAGGAUGCCAUUCAUUAUAUGUGUCGUGAGGCACCACAGACAGUGAUCGAAUUGGAACAUUUCGGUGUUCCUUUCUCUCGUACCAAGGAAGGGAAGAUCUAUCAGCGCGCAUUUGGUGGCCAGUCGUUGAAGUAUGGUAAAGGCGGACAGGCAUAUCGAUGCGCCGCUGCUGCUGAUCGUACCGGACAUGCUCUUCUUCACACCUUAUAUGGCCAAUCUCUGCGACAUAACACCAACUUUUUCAUCGAAUACUUUGCUUUGGAUCUUAUCAUGCAGGAUGGAGAAUGUGUUGGAGUUAUUGCUCUCAACAUGGAAGACGGUACCCUCCACAGGUUCCGUGCCCACAAGACUGUUUUAGCAACUGGUGGUUAUGGACGAGCAUACUUCAGUUGUACCAGUGCUCAUACUUGCUCCGGGGAUGGCAAUGCUAUGGUCGCUCGUGCCGGACUUCCCUUACAGGAUCUUGAAUUCGUUCAGUUCCAUCCUACAGGUAUUUAUGGUGCCGGAUGUCUCAUCACUGAAGGUUCCCGGGGUGAAGGAGGAUAUCUCCUCAAUAAUGAAGGAGAACGAUUCAUGGAACGUUAUGCACCAACCGCUAAGGAUCUUGCUUCUCGUGACGUUGUAUCCCGUAGUAUGACUAUUGAAAUCCGAGAAGGUCGUGGUGUCGGACCCGAGAAGGAUCACAUCUAUCUUCAACUCAGUCACCUUCCUCCUGAAGUGCUUCACGAACGUCUACCUGGUAUCUCCGAAACUGCGGCCAUCUUCUCCGGUGUUGAUGUCACCAAAGAGCCUAUCCCUGUUCUACCUACGGUCCAUUACAACAUGGGUGGAAUUCCUACCAAGUUCACCGGUGAAGUCAUCACUGUCAAUGAAAAGGGUCAAGAUCAGGUCGUACCCGGUCUUUACGCUGCUGGAGAGGCUGCAUGUGUUUCUGUACAUGGUGCUAAUCGUCUUGGAGCAAACUCUCUCUUGGACAUUGUCGUUUUCGGUCGAGCAUGCGCGCAUCAUAUUAAGGAGACCUUAACUCCAGGUAAACCGCACAAGGUUAUCCCUGAUGAAGCUGGCAUGGAGAGUAUUGAAUUUUUGGACAAGAUUAGGACUUCCACUGGCCCAGAGCCCACAGCCAAAAUCCGUUUGGACAUGCAAAAGGCUAUGCAGUCUGAUGCUGCCGUUUUCAGGACACAGGAAUCUCUGGAUGAAGGCGUUCAGAAAGUACGAGACAUUUACAACAACUUUGCCAAUGUUGGUAUCAAGGACCGAAGCAUGAUCUGGAACUCUGAUCUCGUUGAGACGUUGGAACUACGCAAUAUCCUGCAAUGUGCCAUACAGACCAUCACAUCCGCUGCUGCUCGUAAAGAAUCACGAGGAGCACACGCUCGUGAAGAUUAUGCUGAGCGUGACGAUGAGAAAUGGAUGAAGCAUACUUUGUCUUUCCAAAAAGACGUCAACUCUCCCGAUGUUGAGCUCUCAUACCGCGGUGUUAUUGACACCACCCUGGACGAAAAUGAGUGCAAGGCUGUUCCUCCAUUUAAGCGUGUCUACUAGAUAGAAAUGCAUCACAGUUCCUUUAGGUUCUCUGUACCACCUUACGCACAUCACAAAAUUAUAUCUUUGCAUUGAGUCGAUAAGAUGAAUUAUUUCA